This is a messenger RNA of Microthlaspi erraticum, 1653 nucleotides long. Lineage: Eukaryota; Viridiplantae; Streptophyta; Magnoliopsida; Brassicales; Brassicaceae. The record is from the annotation of a GenBank genome assembly.
AUGCAGAAAUCGAUUGCGAUUGCGAUUGCAUCGACGGCGAAGAGAUCUCUUCACCGGAGGAAUCUUCUACAAAAAGGUAAACCCGAAACCGCCCCCACUUCUCCUUCGUUUAGCCAUUGCGGUUUCUGCUGUUACUGGGAACGAGCUUUCUCUACCGUGAUUGACUUCAGAGAGAGACUGAGCAGAAAUCGGCUCCGUGACAUAAACCUAGACGACGCAAUCGAUUUGUUCACCGACAUGGUCAAGUCUCGUCCCUUCCCUUCAAUCGUCGAUUUCAACAGAUUGCUGAGCGCCAUUGUCAAAUUGAACAAGUACGAUGUCGUCAUCUCUCUGGGGAAGAAGAUGGAGAUUCUGGGGAUUCGAAAUGAUCUCUACACAUUCAACAUUCUGAUUAACUGUUUCUGUAGCUGCUUUCAAGUCUCUCUCGCUUUAUCUCUUCUCGGCAAAAUGUUGAAGCUUGGUUACGAGCCGGAUAAAGUCACGCUCGGCUCUCUUGUGAACGGAUUCUGUCGCCGGAAUAGGGUUUCUGAAGCGGUCUCUUUGCUUCAUAGGAUGGUGGAAAUUGGAUAUAAGCCUGACAUUGUUGCUUACAACACGAUCAUUGACAGUUUGUGCAAAACCAAACGAGCGAACGAAGCUCUCAGCUUCUUCAAAGGGAUUGAGAGGAGAGGUGUUAGACCGAAUGUUGUUACCUAUACCUCUCUCGUGAAGGGACUUUGUAAUUCCGGGAGAUGGAGCGAUGCAGCGAGAAUGUUGAGUGAGAUGAUGAAGAGGAAGAUCAGUCCUAAUGUGAUUACUUACAGUGCAUUGGUGGAUGCGUUUGUGAAAAAGGGGAAGGUUUUAGAGGCGAAAGAGCUGUUUGAGGAGAUGGUGAGAAUGUGUAUUGAGCCUGAUGUCGUCACUUACAGUUCGUUGAUCAACGGGCUUUGUAUGCAAGAUCGGAUUGAUGAGGCGAGUGAGAUGUUUGAUUUGAUGGUGAGGAAAGGUUGUUUCCCUGAUGUUGUGAGUUACAACACUCUGAUAAACGGAUUUUGUAAGGCGCAGAGAGUGGAAGAUGGUGUGAGACUGUUUAAGGAGAUGUCUCAGAGAGGUUUAGUUUGCAGUACAGUCACUUACAACACUCUGAUACAAGGGUUUUUCCAAGCAGGGGAUGUUGAUAAGGCUCAAGAGUUUUUUAGUCAGAUGGAUUCUCCUGAUAUUUGGACGUAUAACAUUCUGUUAGGUGGUCUCUGUGACAACGGGGAGCUAGAGAGAGCGUUGGUGAUAUUUGAAGAUAUGCAAAAGAAGGAAAUGGGUCUUGAUAUCGUCACGUAUACUACUAUUAUCCAGGGGAUGUGCAAGGCUGGUAUGGUUGAAGAAGCUUGGGGUUUGUUUUGUAGCCUCGGCGUCAAAGGAGUGAAGCCUGACGUUGUGACAUACACUACGAUGAUGUUAGGCUUGUUUAGGAAAGGGCUACAUGGUGAAAUAGAUUCGUUGUAUAUGAAAAUGAAAAGGGACGGGCUUAUGCUGAAUGACGGCACGUUGUGUCUUAGUGAUGGUGACAUAACUGCGUCAGCUGAACUUAUCAAAGAAAUGUUGAGCUGUGGCAAUGCACCGUCUUUACUCAGAGGCAGAGAAUCUAAGGGAUGCAGCAAAGUUGUGUCUAUCUUGUGA